Habropoda laboriosa is the source of this 1359-nucleotide messenger RNA. RefSeq lists its product as uncharacterized. NCBI's taxonomy places the organism in Eukaryota, Metazoa, Arthropoda, Insecta, Hymenoptera, Apidae. The transcript is spliced from 2 exons. The coding region runs from base 1 to 1359 and encodes 452 amino acids. The record is from RefSeq and is a predicted model, not a curated record.
AUGCCCGCUGAGAUCGACACGGGCGGGCCAACGGUGCUGCACUGUGAUUACCGUGCCGACUGCCCGAUACCGAUUGUAGCGUCAGCUUCCACCGAGUCUUCCUUGCGCCAAGAGAAUAGAGUUGUUGGAACGUCCAUCGUACGACGACUUCCGCGGAUCGAUGAAAACGAAUCUCUCGAUGACAGAGCCCUGAAGUCCCAUCGUUGGUCCGGUUUCUCCUCUCGUCGAACCAGAGGCACGUCCGCGCGUUCCGGAUUCAGAGGAUUCCGUCGAACCAAGUCGUGUAUCACGUUCAGCAACUUUCCUACUCACCAACAACCCGAUGACGCGUUGUCGCGUACAAUUCAGUGCGAGAGCUUGGAUUAUCAUCAGAAUGUUUCCCGUCCGGAACAACCGGAAUCGCGACUUCACGACACGACCGUUGACCAAUCGUCGAUCGACCAAGAUACAACGAUAACACGGACACGAUCGAGACGAACAGGGGAGAGUUCGUUGGACGAGUACCAGGGGAAUCGAGGGCUUGACACGAGGAUACCGGUCCCUUCGAGGAAACACGAAAACGGGACAGGUGAUUAUCGACAACGAUACGGAGAGGAAGGAAGCUGGUGCUUUGAACGUAGUGAGCUGUCAACGACGGCUGGAAAUUGGCCACGGUUUCACGUCGCGGACCGUGUCCGAAUAGGGAAGGCAGCGUCGGCAGCAGCACGGUUCUCUAGUCAGUCGGGCGACCCUUUGAGUUCUGAUCGGACAACAUACGAGAAGCUCGUACCCACGAGCACGCUUCCGUCCUUGGCCGACGAAACGUGGAAAGAAGUGAACGCGACGAAUUCCUGGGGUAGUGAGUCGCGGCGCGUUACCAAGGUUGUGCCGAGUACCAAUCGGCAGACCGACUUUCCUCUGUUCGAUCACGACGACUCCUUAACGAGGAGUAGUGGCCGCAGAACGAGGAAGAAAAGACGCGAGUGUUCUAACAACCGUUCCACGUAUAUUCAGUUAGCCUUACUGUUGUUCCUCGUCGCGUUCGGACAGUGUAGACUUCGUAAAUCGAGUGUGUUUAACUGUAGUGCGAAACCAAGUACGACCGGGUUGAGUGUGUUGGCGAUUGGCACGGUUAUCAGUGCAGUGAGUGCCGCACCGGUUGAUUUAAUGGGUGACGCCGGCGUGAGGGCAGAACGAUCGGCCAAUUUGUCCCACAUCACCGGCGCUUCCAGGAAAAUCCAGAUGUACAUCAAGAAUCGACAUCUACAAAUACUGCCGGAUGGCACAGUGAACGGUUCCAAUGACGACACUUCAGAUUACAAAGUUAUGCAGUUGCAAGGAAUGCAUACCUAUGUAAGAGCCACUCAGAAGCCGAAGUGA